Nelumbo nucifera (sacred lotus) is the source of this 662-nucleotide messenger RNA. RefSeq names its product late embryogenesis abundant protein EMB564-like. The record is from RefSeq and is a predicted model, not a curated record. Lineage: Eukaryota; Viridiplantae; Streptophyta; Magnoliopsida; Proteales; Nelumbonaceae. Gene Ontology annotation, biological process: response to abscisic acid. Gene Ontology annotation, cellular component: cytosol.
UUUUUUGCUUACUUCCACCACCAUCACAACGAGUGUCUAAUUAAACACAAGAAAUCGUGUUCGUUUCUUUUCGUUAUAGUCUGUUAUACAGAGAACUUUGUUGGUUUCCGUGGUGAAGAAAUCAGUUCGAAAAAUGGCAUCGGGACAGGAUAGAGCCGAACUUGACGCCAAGGCCAGGCAGGGAGAGACUGUGGUGCCUGGUGGAACUGGAGGAAAGAGCCUCGAAGCGCAGGAGCAUCUAGCCGAUGGAAGGAGCCGUGGAGGGCAGACAAGAAAGCAGCAGCUAGGCACGGAAGGAUAUCAGGAGAUGGGCCGAAAGGGUGGACUCAGCACCAUGGACCAAUCUGGCGGGGAGCGUGCAGCAGAGGAGGGGAUCGACAUCGAUGAGUCCAAGUUCACUAAGAACCGCUAGAUAGUGUCCUUGGUUGUGUUGUGUGUUUACUGUUAAUGUAUCUAGUUGCAGAAGUAGUUUAGUAGGUGUAGGAAGAUGCUAGUACUUUAGUAGCCUAAUACGUCUGUGUUGUGUCUUGUGGGUUUCGCGAGAGAGGCUAUAUGCACGUUGUUUUGGCUCUGCUGCUGUAGUCUUUCUCUACUGCGUAAUGGGUUGUUUUUACUUUUACAAGUGUCGAUCGGCUCUAAUAGACGACUAAUGUUACGUUAAA